Molecule: messenger RNA, 2058 nt
Organism: Theobroma umbraticum
Lineage: Eukaryota; Viridiplantae; Streptophyta; Magnoliopsida; Malvales; Malvaceae
Gene: NSN1
Product: GTP-binding family protein
Cellular component (GO): nucleolus
Molecular function (GO): GTP binding
Source: RefSeq, a predicted model, not a curated record
UGUAACAUCAAAAACCCUAAACAAGGUUGUCUUUCUCCCAACAUCCCUUAACCUGCUAAAGGCCGCUGCUUAGACCUUCCAAGGGAUUUUGGUCUUUCAAUCUUCUUCUCCCGAAACCCUAAACCUGCUUGCGCUUUCCAACAAAAUUUUGGACCUCAGCGUGAAAACGAGACAAAAAUGGUGAAGAAGAGUAAAAAGAGCAAGAGCAAGAGAGUUUCACUGAAGCAAAAGUACAAGGUGAUAAGAAAAGUAAAAGAGCACCAUAGGAAGAAAGCUAAGGAAGCCAAGAAGUUGGGAUUGAACCGUAAGCGGAAGGUUGAGAAAGACCCUGGUAUCCCCAAUGAUUGGCCUUUCAAAGAACAAGAGCUCAAGGCUCUCGAAGCUCGUCGGGCUCGGGCUCUUGAGGAACUGGAGCAAAAAAAAGCUGCCCGCAAGGAGAGGGCAAAAAAGAGGAAGAUGGGUAUACUGGAGGAUGAUGAAAAAGAACAAAUUAUUGAAGAGGGAAAGGGCACUGAUGAUUCUACUGGAAUUGUGAAAGCCCGGGAUAACUCAGAUAGAGCUUUCUACAAGGAGUUAGUUAGAGUCAUUGAAGCAUCAGAUGUUGUUCUGGAAGUCCUUGAUGCUAGAGAUCCUCUUGGUACCCGUUGUGUUGAUAUGGAAAAGAUGGUGAUGAAAUCAGGCCCUGAUAAGCACCUAGUAUUGCUUUUAAACAAAAUUGAUCUUGUUCCUCGAGAAGCUGUUGAAAAGUGGCUCAAAUAUCUUAGGGAAGAGUUACCAGCAGUUGCCUUCAAGUGCAGCACUCAAGAGCAGAGAUCAAACUUAGGGUGGAAAUCUUCUACAAAGGCAGCAAAGCCUAGUAAUCUUUUGCAAACAAGUGACUGUCUUGGAGCAGAAACUCUUAUUAAAUUGCUGAAAAAUUACUCAAGAAGUCACGAGAUAAAAAAGUCUAUAACCGUUGGUGUUAUUGGCCUGCCUAAUGUUGGCAAGAGUAGCCUAAUUAACAGCUUGAAAAGAUGCCAUGUUGUAAACGUUGGAGCAACUCCAGGGUUGACAAGAUCAAUGCAAGAAGUGCAAUUGGACAAGAAUGUAAAAUUAUUGGACUGUCCUGGUGUUGUUAUGCUUCGAUCUGGAGGGAAUGAUGCGUCAAUAGCUCUUCGAAACUGCAAAAGAAUUGAGAAGUUGGAUGAUCCAGUUGGUCCAGUGAAAGAGAUUCUCAAGCUUUGUCCAGAAAGACUGUUGGUGACAAUAUACAAGAUCCCAGGCUUUCAUUCAGUUGACGAAUUCCUUCAGAAUGUGGCCACUGUAAGGGGUAAGCUCAAAAAGGGUGGUAUUGUGGAUGUUGAAGCUGCUGCAAGGAUCAUUCUGCAUGACUGGAAUGAAGGUAAAAUUCCAUAUUAUACCAUGCCCCCCGCAAGAAAUCAAGGAGAGCCUUCAGAGGCAAGGAUUGUCGCAGAACUUGGAAAAGAGUUUAAUGUUGAUGAUGUUUACACCACAGAAUCUUCAUUCAUUGGAAGUCUCAAGUCAGCUGAUGAUUUCCAUUCCGUUGAAGUUCCUCCAAGCCACACCCCCAACUUUGAUGAGACCAUGCUAGAGGAUAAUGCCCAACCCUUGCCAUCAACUCAAGGUGAUGAAAGCCGAAAAGAUAUAUCUGAUGAGGGCAAUGACGAGCCCAUGGCUUCUGAAGAAGAUGAUGCUGAAAAAGCCAAGUCAAAAUCUGCUACAAGCAGGCAAAAUGAGAAGCUAUAUGCAGCCGAAGGUAUACUUAACACAAAGAUGAAAAGAGCCGAGAAUAAGAGAAGGAAAAAAGCCAAAAAUAAAUUGAACUCAGUGGACGGUGCUAUGGAUGAUGAUGACUAUGACUUUGGUGUGGAUUAUGUGAAGGGUCAGGGUCAAACUACUGGUGGGUUGCCAAUGUCAGGCAUUGAAUUUGAUGAGUGAUGAGAAUUAACCAUAACUUAAAAAAUGUCAUGUUGGUAAUUCUUUUCUCUAUAUUUUGGUGAGAAUGUCAGGAUAAGAGAAAUGUUGUUUAAUUAUAAUUUUUCUUUUAAUGCUGUCACU